Molecule: messenger RNA, 2547 nt
Organism: Peromyscus maniculatus bairdii (prairie deer mouse)
Lineage: Eukaryota; Metazoa; Chordata; Mammalia; Rodentia; Cricetidae
Gene: Efhc2
Product: EF-hand domain containing 2
Biological process (GO): regulation of neuron projection development
Cellular component (GO): microtubule
Source: RefSeq, a predicted model, not a curated record
GGUCAAACAAGCGGCCGUUGAGGCCUUUGCCUGGUCAGAUUUCUCUGGUCAGAUCCUCGAUCCUCAUCGGACGCUGACAGGCAUGGCUCUGCCACUUCUGCCUGGCAACAGCUUUAACCGCAAUGCAGGAAAGGAGAAAUUCCAUAAAUCCCAACACUGGGGCUUUUGUAACAAUGUCAGGAUGCUGGUGAGUGAUGAGAAGCCUGGAAUAGGUGGAGAGCUGCUACCUGGGCAAAAGAUAAGGCCUAAGAACACUGUAUAUCCCAAAGGAGAUGGAGCCGAUGCACCAUCCUGGGUAGCUUUUGAUAAACAGGUAUUAUCUUUUGAUGCCUAUGUGGAAGAUGAAGUGCCUGAUAAAAGGCAAGAAAAGUAUAGAAUAAGAUACUAUAAAAUCUAUUUCUACCCUGAAGAUGACACCAUUCAAGUAAAUGAACCAGAAAUGAUAAAUAGCGGACUGCCUCAAGGCACUUCUAUCAGGCGCCAUCGGAUUCCUCUCCCACCUCCGGAUGAUGAUCUGUUUUAUACUGUGUUUCACUUUAAUAUCAACACAGCUGUUGUCUUCUAUGGGCGCAAGUUCAAGAUUUAUGAUUGUGAUACAUUCACAAAAAAUUUUCUAAAGAAAAUAGGAAUCAAACUUAAUCCUCCAGAACCACGUCCAGUAGAUCCCUACAUGAAGAUGCGGAGAGAGAUAUUAGAGUUUGUGGAUCCCUUUCGUCCCUAUCAGUAUUUUGACACUCUGAAACGGUUCCUCCAGUAUGAUGGGAAGGUUUUGCGUUUCUUCUGCCUGUGGGAUGACUCAACCUCACUGUUUGGGGACCGUAGAGAACUUGUCCUGCAUUACUUCCUGUCUGAUGGUACUGUUGAAGUCAGAGAAGUACUGCCACUUAAUUCAGGCCGGGAUGCCAUGUCAUCAUUCCUUCGGAGGAGUAAGCUUCCCAAGUAUGGCCCACCUGGAAUCUUUCAACCAGGCCAGAUAACAAAUCGAGCAGUCCUCAAUGUGUAUGGGGGCUUGUCAGAAUGGCGAGCAGAUGGCUACCUGUUGGAUAAAUACCAGCUAGGAAAAAUAGAGCAAGAGUUUUACACAGACCAGGACCUGGCUAUAGGUGCCACCAUCAAUGUGUGGGGAAGGAAAGUCCUCCUCUGUGACUGUGAUGAAUUUACCAAGACCUAUUACAGGACAAAGUAUGGAAUUGAUAAUUUUACCGCCAUUUCAUGCAAGCCUCCUCCUCUUCCAAAAAUAGAAAGGAAGUACCCACCUUACACUGGCUUUGGAUCUGAAGAGGAUUCUUUCCGCUCCUGUGUGGGCCUCAAGCCCACACCUCAUCGGAGGAACUUCAAAAAAUUCGUGGAACUAGACAGCUAUGGAAACAUAAGUAAUACACUCCGGUAUUUUGCAAAACUAGUCACAGACAAAUGUGCUGAUGCGGACAGGAUGUUUGUUAUUGCGUUUUAUCUCGGUGAUGACACAAUUUCAGUAUUUGAACCUAUAGAGAGGAAUUCAGGAAACACUGGUGGGAUGUUCUUGAAAAGAAGUCGCGUGAAAAAGCCUGGUCAAGAAGUCUUUAAAAGUGAAUUUUCAGAAUACAUCAAGGCUGAGGAGCUCUAUAUUGGAACCACAGUGAAUAUAAAUGGCUACCUGUUUAUUCUGCUUAAUGCUGAUGAGUACACCUUGAGGUAUAUGGAGAAUAACACAGACAAGUUUCCAUAUAGCAACCUUGACUUUGCUGUACAAAAGCUGAAACAAGAAAAAUCUAAAUUAAGAGAGAUCACGCAGAUAUUUUCAGCUGUUGACAGUAAUCACACGAAAGUGGUGCCUUAUAAUACAUUCAGAGAAAUCCUAAUGAACAUAACUAUGGGGAAGCUCAUAGAGCAGGAAUUCAUAACCAUUGCACGUCACUACUGUGUGCCUGAAAUCAGGGAUCCAGAUAUAACUUGCUUAAUUGCACAGGCCCAUGAAAAGUUCAAGAAAAAUAUGUUUGAGAAUUUUGACACAUUCAUUUAUAACUGUGUGUACGAAGACAGAGAAAAAAAAGGUGUAUUACCCACCAAAGACAUCAAAAGAAUGUGCAAGUCCUCCAGGUUACCUUUGAGUGAUGACCUUCUGGAUAGCUUACUGUCCAGGUUUGAAGACAAAGAACAACAAAUAAAUUACGAGUUAUUUUUUUCUAUCCUGAACUGGAGAAUGAAUCCAACACCUGAACUGCAAUCCCCACCAUACCUUAAAGAGAAAUGUGAAGAUGUUUGGAUGGGAAUGCCAUCACCGAUUCCUGCAAAAUACAUUAGAUACUUAGACUUUUUGAAGGAAGUGUAUGGCUUAGAGGAGAACGGACUGUGAAAGUUUCGAUUGACUCUCUUUGAUUUACUGCUCUCAUUUUGCCAUGUUUAUUUUAAUAGAUAUAAUUUCAUUAAAAACAAAAAAGAAACAAGGUUUGUAUUAAAUGGAAAUCCAUAAACCACAUUUAAUCUUCUUUUGUCGCUGUAGUUCUUCAGAACAAACAGCCUGUUACACUGCUGAUGUACCGGCACUAUUAAAAAUACCAUUUAAAA